AUGGAGGAAAAGAUGUCAACAUACCGACUCAUUGGUUCCUCAUCCGCCACAUGCAUCGCCUCAGGCAAUACUGUCAUUUGGGAUAAUAAAACACCUGUUUGUGACAUAAUUCCCUGUGGGCUACCCCCCACCAUCGCCAAUGGAGAUUUCAUUAGCACCAACAGAGAGGAUUUUUACUAUGGAUCAGUGGUGACCUACCACUGCAAUCCUGGAAGCGGAGGGAGAAAUGUGUUUGAGCUCGUGGGUGAGCGCUCCAUAUACUGCACUACCAAAGAUGAUCAAGUGGGCAUCUGGAGUGGCCCGGCCCCUCAGUGUGUCAUACCUAACAAAUGCACGCCUCCAAAUGUUGAAAAUGGAAUGAUGGUAUCUGACAACAGAAGCUUAUUUUCCCUAAAUGAAGUUGUGGAGUUCAGGUGUCAGCAUGGCUUGGUCAUGAAAGGAUCCCCCCAUGUGCAAUGCCAGUUUCUGAACAAAUGGGAGCCAGAGUUACCAAGCUGCUCCAGGGUAUGUCAGCCGCCUCCAGAUAUCCUGCAUGGUGAGCGUACCCAAAGGGACAAGAACAACUUUUGGCCUGGCCAGGAAGUGUUCCACAGCUGUGAGCCCGGCUAUGACCUCAGAGGGGCUGCUUCUCUGCGCUGCACACCCCAGGGAGACUGGAGCCCUGCAGUCCCCAGAUGUGCAGUGAGAUUUUGUGAUGUCUUCCUGGGCCAACUUCCUAAUGGCCAUGUGCUAUUUCCACCUAAUCUCCAGCUUGGAGCAAAAGUGGACUUUGUUUGUGAUGAAGGAGCUUUUGCCUUUUUUCCAGAAAUCUUUUGUCCAAGUCCUCCAGAUAUACCUAAUGGGAGACACACAGGAAAACCUCUGGAAGUCUUUCCCUUUGGAAAAGCAGUAAAUUACACAUGCGACCCUGACCCAGUCAGCGGGAAGACCUUCGACCUUUUUGGGGAGAGCACCAUCCGAUGCACAAGUGACCUUCAAGGGAAUGGGGUUUGGAGCAGCCCUGCUCCACACUGUAGAAGUCUGGGUAAAUCAUGUAAAACUCCUUCAGAUCCAAUGAAUGGCGUGGUGCAUGUGAUGACAAACAUCCAGGUUGGAUCCAGAAUCAACUAUUCUUGUAUUACAAGGUACCGCCUCAUUGGUUGGUCAUCUGCUGAAUGUAUCCUCUCAGGCAAUGCUGCCCAUUGGAGCACAAAGCCACCAAUUUGUCAACGAAUAACUUGUGGGCUGCCCCCCACCAUCGCCAAUGGAGAUUUCAUUAGCAACAGGGAGGAUUUUCACUAUGGAUCAGUGGUGACCUACCGCUGCAAUCCUGGAAGUGAAGGAAAAAAGGUGUUUGAGCUCGUGGGUGAGCGCUCCAUAUACUGCACCAGCAAUGAGGAUCAAGAGGGCAUCUGGAGUGGCCCGGCCCCUCAGUGUGUGAUACCUAACAAAUGCACGCCUCCAAAUGUUGAAAAUGGAAAAAUGGUAUCUCACAACAGAAGCUUAUUUUCCUUAAAUGAAGUUGCGGAGUUCAGGUGUCAGCCUGGCUUUGUCAUGAAAGGAUCCCCCCGUGUGCAAUGCCAGCCCCUGAACAAAUGGGAGCCAGAGUUACCAAGCUGCUCCAGGGUGUGUCAGCCACCUCCAGAAAUCCUGCAUAGUGAGCAUACCCCAGGUGAUCAGGACCACUUUUCACCUGGACAGGAAGUGUUCUACAGCUGUGAGCCUGGCUAUGACCUCAGAGGGGCUGCUUCUCUGCACUGCACACCCCAGGGAGACUGGAGCCCUAAAGCCCCCAGAUGUGCAGUGAAAUCCUGUGAUGACUUCCUGGGCCAACUGCCUCAUGGCCGUGUGCUGUUUCCACUUAAUCUCCAGCUUGGAGCAAAGGUGUCCUUUGCUUGUGAUGAAGGGUUCCAAUUAAAAGGCAGGUCUGCUAGUCAUUGUGUUUUGGCUGGAAUGAAAGCCCUUUGGAAUAGCAGUGUUCCAGUGUGUGAUCAAAUAUUUUGUCCAAAUCCUCCAGCUAUUCUUAAUGGGAGUCACACAGAAACUCCCCUUUGAGAUAUUCCCUAUGGAAAAGAAGUAUCUUACACAUGUAACCCCCACCCAGACAGAGGAAUGACCUUUGACCUCAUUGGGGAGAGCAUCCGCUGCACAAGUGACCCUGAAGGGAAUGGGAUUUGGAGCAGCCCCGCCUCUCGCUGUGAACUUUCUGCUCCUGCUGGUGCACAUAAUGCUCUCAUAGUUGGUAAGUUUUAUGAAGGGUUUGCUGAGGAAUUCUGGCAUCUUUAACAGUGAGUACCUACCUAUAAUGAAUGAAAUGUAAAAAAGAGAUCAAGAUAUCUUGAACUGUAAAUUCAACUAGAAAGAAAAUAAUGAAGAGUUUAAGCCAGGAUAUGGUGAAACUGGCAUCGUCAUAUGCAUACUGAGUAACCUUCAUCAAAGCUUCUUUACUGUCUUUGAACCAUUACAAACGAAUAAUCAAUCAUUCAUCAGUGUCAAAAAUUCUUUAUUUGAAUGUGGUAGGAGAAUGCAACUUCUUCUUUGGGUUACAACCUGGAGUAUGCUUCCAAAUGGUGAUAGUGUCCAUUCACACAAAUAGCCACAGACCAGUCUUCUGAGCCCAUAUCUGUGAUCUGCCUAUAUCAGAAUAGUUUUCUAAUAGAGUUUGCUUCCUCUGUGGCAUAGUAUUCUUACAUCCCUUUUUACACACAUGGACACUGAGACACAGAGGUUCAGGUAACUUGCCCAAGACCACAGAAUGGGGUAGCCUCGGUCUAACCAGGCUAUCUACCUAUCUGUGGAGACUGUGCACUUCAACAAUCAAUAAAUGGACAAAGAACCUCAAUAUAUAAUUCAACAAGGGAGAAAACUCCUGUAUUGUCACAAUGAAAUGCCUGUGUGUUGAGUCUUAGGCAGGAGACAUGGGCAGGGCCAUGGAGAGCCAGUGGGCAGCUGCACCAUAUGGUUUUCGCUUACUUGUGGAAAGGCUGAUAUUGGACUAAAGGUUACAAAACAGCUCAGCUCACCCCUUAACUAUAAUACCUCUGUAGGAGUAAGGCUAAUGCUACAGAAACCCAGAGUAAAGCAGAAUGUAUAGUUACACCUUAAAAAAAAAAAGCAUUAACAAUCUGUAGUGAGAAUGGAUACUAAGAGUUUAAAACCUAUGAGUCAUAGUCUUCAUGCAUUUAAUUACCUUGUUUUAUUGCCUAGGCACUUUAUCUGGUAAAAUCUUCCUUAUUUUAUUCACCAUUUUCCUCUCUUGGGUAAUUCUAAAGUCCAGAAAAGGGUAAGUAUACCCAUAUUAUCCCAAGAAAUGUAAACUGUACUUACCCUCUCCUGGAAGUCAAAAGAAAGUAAAAGACAAACAAACCCAUUGCUACAUAAACAGAUGUGGUAAUUCUUAUAAAGAAGGCCCUUGACACAUAGUCUAGAUGAAGAGGUAUUCACACUAAAGGAAAUAUAUAGGAUACUAAGAACAUUAAAAAAAAAACCAGCAUUUUGGCCAGGUAGGAUGACACAUGCUUCUAAUUUCAGCAAGCACUACUGGAGGCCAAAGUGGGCAGAUCACUUGUGGGCAGGAAUUCGAGACCAGCCUUGGUAACAUGGUAAAACCCCAUCUCUACUAAACAUACAAAACAUUACCAGGCCAGGUGGCACAUGCCUGUAAACCCAGCUACUUGGGAGGCUGAAGCAUGAGAAUUGCUUGAACCUGGGAGGCAGAGGCUGCAGUGAGCUGAGAUUACACUGUUGCGCCAAAAGUGAGACUCUAUUUCAAAUCACAAACACACAUACACGGCAUGUUAAGAAGAAGUUGAGUUUUACAGAAAGUGAAAGUAGGCAAAAGGAGUUUUUAAAAAGGUGUUCAUUAGCUGUUGAUAUCCUAGUUUUGCUAAGACAUUGCAGACACUGACCUCUAAGCCCAGAUCCUAUCAUAGUACUAGAAGUUAGAUUGGGUCUCUUAUGGCACACAGAUCAUAUGGCAUACAUAGGCUGACGGGGAAGAAUUGAGACUUUUAAUAUUUUAACAUAUCAACAAAUAUUUUGUAAACACCAUUAACUUUUUCUUUUUUUGAGAUGGGGUCUCACUCUGUCACUCAGGCUAAAGUGCAGUGGCAUGAUCUAGGCUCACAGUAAUCUCCACCUCUGGAUUCAAGCAAUUCUCAUGUGUCAGGCUCCCACUACAGGCAUGUGCCACUAUGCCUGUUUAAUUUUUAUAGUUUUAGUAGAGACAGGGUUCUACCACAUUGGCCAGGCUGGUCUCGAACUCCUGGUCUCAAGUGAUUUGUCUGCCUUGGCCUCCCAAAGUGCUGGGAUUACAGGCGUGGGCCAUUGUACCAGACCACCAUUAACUUUUUAAACUUAAAAAAAAGAAAAAACUUCCAAAAAUUAAGAUCUGAAUAAAGAAAUGUCUUUAUUGACAGGAAAGAGUAUACAGCUUUUGUACUGGUUGAUUGAAUUAUAACAAUAUUAAUGAGGCCAGAAUCAAUACUAGCAAUGUUAUAAGGUUGAUGAGCAAAGUCUAUACCCAUAAAAAACUGAAUUUAUAACUUUUAAGUGAACAGUUUUCUAUAGCAAAUAAUCUAAACAAGUGCAGUUUCCUACAACAAGCUUUACAGAAAUUGAAGUUUACAUAUUUCAGAGAGAUGCCAAUACACUUUUUAAAAAGUAGUUUGUCAUAGUAGAUCUUGCUGUAAACAGCCUAGUCAAUUUCAUGGGAAAUACUGAAUUAGUCAAGAUUUAAAUUUAAAUCAUUAUCCUUCCUAACUAAUGUUCUCUAUAUUUUAUGGCUGGACAUAUAAAUAUUCUUUGCUCUUUUUCUUUAUGAAAACAAAAGGUAAGUAGCUGGGCACUUUACCUUAACAAUGUUCUGUGUCAAUACAUUUUUUCCUCUUAAAGUUUCUCAUUAAGUACCACUACAAUUGAGAGUUAAUUAAAAAAAAUAUUAAAUCUGAUUUAAAGAAGUUGGGACUCUAAUUUUCAGUAUUUAUACCAGUCUCUAAUUAAAACCACAUAGGGAAAAUGAUUAUUUCUUCCUUUUGAAAAUAUUCAAGAUACUUUAAUAUCUUGAAGAUAUUUGAAUAUCUCCACCCUUCUAAUGAUGUCAUUCUUCAUACUUUAUGGCCUAUUCCUUGUUAAUCAUCUGGAGGGUAAGAUUCACAAGCCUGACUAUUGAUUUCUUUCACCCACAUGAUUGAAGAUCAUUUCCUCAUAUUAAUCAUCUUCAGGCAUAAACAUGACUCAACCAUUUCAUAAAAUUAUUUCUUUAAAAAUGAUUAUCUUGUGUAGUGUAAGCAACUUCAGAGCAUGUACCAUUUCUUCAUGUUUUCGUCCUGUAAAACCUGCCUAUUUUCUUCAUAUUCUUUUAAAGGGUAACGUCCAUGGCACAACCAUUCUCUCUCUGACGGGGGUACCAGGGAUGUGGCAGAAAGAAAGAUCAUGAUCCUCAUUACACUUAAAGGUCAGGGAGGUAAACCUCCCAAACAUCAAUGUAACCCACACUAAAACCUGUUAUAUAUGUGUAAUCCAGGAAAAAUUCUAAACAUUUCCUAAACUUUCAUUUUUGGCCUGUUUCACUUCUUGGGAUUGUAACUGUCUGACAGCUGCUUCCUGCCUGUUGUGCAGAUAAAAUCAGUUCACUGAGAUCAUGGUACAUUGCAGUAAAGAAAGAGUUGAAUUUACAAAGGCCAGCCAUGUGGAAGAACUGGAGUUAUCACUCAGUCACCCCAAGAACACAGAGGCUAGGGUUUUUAUAGAUAAUUUGGUAGGAAGGGAGCUAGGGAAUGGGUACUACUGAUUGGUUGAUGAUGAAACAGUCCUCAUGUGCUGUAUCCACCUCUAGGUAGAAGCCACAGGACCAGUUGAGUCAUGAGUCACAGGUCCAGGUAGAGUCAGUCAGUUGCCAAAUGCAAAAAUCUGAAAAACGUCUCAGAGACCACUCAUACACUCUACAGUAGUGAUGUUAUCUAUAGGAGCAAUUAGGGAAGUCACAAAUCUUCUGACCUCUGGCCACCUGACUCCUGAUGAGCAGUAGUGGAUUAUAAAAACUAUGCCUGUAUCUUAGCAGAGUUCAGGUCCCUUUCAUAAUCCUAAUCUUUUUGGCUUUCAUAAGUUUUCAGGUCCUGAGCAAGGAGGGAGCUAGUUUUAGAUAGAGACUGUUAUUAUCGUUGCUCCAAAGUUAAAUUAUAAACUAAAUUCCUUUCAUGGUUACCUUGGCCUACAUCCAGGAAUGAGUGAAGCCAGCCUGCCUGUGAGGCUCGAAGCAAGAUGGAGUCAGCCAUGUUAGAUUUCUUUCAUUCUCAUAAUCUUUGCAAAGGGGGUUUCAGGAUAGUGAGUGCAUUAGUAUAACCAAACACCAUUGAUUCUCAUGUUAGAAAUAACACAUAGCUAAAAUUGGGAAGAAAAAGUAAUAAACUUAAAUAAUCAGAAGGCAGAGGUGCCUUAUCUUGGAAGGAGUUGGGCUGGUUAAUCAAUCAUGCAGUCAUUCCUCUUUGAGUGGGUGUGGCCAAUAAGCUAAGUCUUGUGGCUGUGUGAGGAGGGCUGAUUAUUCCUUAUCUGGAGCUCAAGCUUUCCUCACAGAAAGACAAGGGCAUAAACGGCCUCAUAGUAAAGAAGAAGGAAGCAUGUGAGAAACACAGAAUAUAAGUGGAGAGUAUCGUAGUGGUCAUCAAGUCAGAAGAGCCAUCUAUCCUGGAGCUAAAAAAGACUGACAGUGAUAGGAUAGUGUAGAACAAGAUGGCCUGCUUUAUGGGAGAGCCACAAUCACACCAGGCCUGGAUAGAUGCAGGCUGAAGUCUUCCUCAAACCUGGGAGACAAUUCAGAAACUGCAGAAUCAGUCUGAAGACUUCCUAAGCAACUAAAGUGAGGCUGGGUGUGGUGGCUCAGGCUUAAAACCCCUGCACUUUGGGAGGCCAAGGUGGGUGGAUCACCAGAGGACAGGAGUUUGAGACCAGCCUGGCCAACAUGAUGAAACCCUGUCUCUUCUAAAAAUACAAUAAAUUAGCCAGGCAUGGUGGCAGGCGCCUGUAAUCCCAGCUAGUCAGGAGGCUGAGGCUUGAACCCGGGAGGUGGAGAUUGCAGUGAACCGAGAUCAAGCCACUGUACCCCAGCCUGGGCAACAAGAGCAAGACACUGUCUCAAAAAACCAAAAGAAAAGAAAAGAAAAGAAACUAACAUGAGACAGAAAUAGAGGGAAUACACACACAGAAAUGAUCUUACUUUCUUUAUAAUGUUCAAGGUGACCUACUUUAACUAUCCUAGUAAAGACAGUAUCACCCUAACCCCCACAUUCCUGGUCUCUCUGAUCCCGCUUUAUUUUUUUCACAGAAUUAUCCUCUUUUAUUAUAAUUCAUUAAAUAAUUAAGUUCCUUGUUUAUUGCCUCUCUCCCUCCAUGAAGUGGGGGAUUUUUGUCUUAUCUUCACCAAUAUCUAAACUGUCCCUGGAACAAAGAGAUUCUUAAUAAAUAAAUCAAAUGAAUGAGUGAGCUAAACACCACUAAGAGUGUUACCUCAAGGGGAAAUUUUUGCCAUAAUUCUCUAUGAAGUUACAUAGUGCAUCUUUAACUUGUGGUAAACUUACUGUAGGUUUCAAGGCUGCUCCUUGUUCUUUUUUUUUUUUUGAGACGGAGUUUCACUCUUGUUACCCAGGCUGGAGUGCAAUGGCGUGAUCUCAGCUCACCACAACCUCCACCUCCUGGGUUCAGGCAAUUCUCCUGCCUCAGCCUCCUGAGUAACUGGGACUACAGGCACGUGCCACCAUGCCCAGCUAAUUUUUUGUAUUUUUAGUAGAGACGGGGUUUCACCAUGUUGACCAGGAUGGUUUCGAUCUCUUGACCUCAUGAUCCACCUGCCUCGGCCUCCCAAAGUGCUGGGAUGCUCCUUGUUCUAAUAUACCAACUGUCUUAGUCUGUUGGUAUAUAUAGUUGGGCAACUAUAACAAAAACUCCAUAGACUGGGCAGUUUGAAUAAGCAUUUAAGCAGGGCACAGUGGAACCUGCAUAUAGUCCCAGCUACUCAAGAGGCUGAGGCAGGAGAAAUGCUUGAGCCAUGAGUUUGAGGCAGCCUGGGAAAUAUGGCAAGAACCUGUCUCUUAAAAACAUUAUUUAACUUCUAAAAACCAAGCAUUUAUUUCUCGUAGUUCUGGUGGAUAAAGAGUCCAAGAUCAACGCAACUGCAAAUUCAGUGUCGGGUGAGGCUCACUUUCUGGUUGAUAGACUUCAAUCUCUUUGUAUCCUCACAGCAGAGGAAAGGAGUAAGGGAGCUCUUGGGGGUCUCUUUUCCCCCAUUCACAAGGGCUCUGCCCUCAACAUAGAUCCUAUAAAUUUUCAACAUAUAAAUUUGGAAGGAUACAAACAUAUAAAUUUGGAAGGAUACAAACAUUCAGUCCAUUGAACUAAGACUGAAUUUAAUAAGCACAUCUGCUUAAAUGAUAUCAUACUUGUUGAUCUCAUAUGCCUUUUUCAUCUUUGUUUUUAUCUAUAUUCCAUUAACCCAGCUCGGAAUUCACUCAACCAAGAUGCUCUCCCAAAUAACUCUAGUCCAAAAUGAUGUCUCUCUUUAGGAAAAAAUACAAAUUAAUGUAAAAAUUACCUGCAAUAACCUCUACCUAGCAGAAUUCUUAAGCUUCUUUUCAUAUUAUUUUACAUGUGCAUGUACAUCUUGAGAUUAUAUUGAUUGCACAUAUUGAAUCCUGCUUUCUUUCACCAAAUGACAAACAUUUCUAUCAUCAUCGUAACAGUACAUAACCUAUAAUAAUUGACAUUUCAUGUGUUGUUGGCCUGUUAACUCUAUUGCAUUCAUUUACUUGCUUAUUUACUGUUCACACAUUCUUAUCCACUGACAAUGUACCAUACCUUGUGCUUAUGUGUUUUCUUUCCCAUGUUAAAUUACCUUCUGUUGAAUAGACAUUUCUUUAAAAUCUCCCCAAAUCUCUGAGUAUAAUCAAAUGAGAAAUGUUCAAUAAUCAAUUGAGCAUGUUAAUCAUUUGAGAAAUGAAUUUAUGAAAAUUUCAUUUACCCUCAUCUUUUUGAAAAUACUCUUUUACAUCAGAGUACACCUCAAGUUGUGUGCACUGACGACUGAUCGUGUUUUAGUAGGUAGAAAGUCCUUAAAAUUUUUGUUUCAACUUUCCCUUUUAAGCUUGGAAUUUGGACCAGUGUUCCACUGGAACAAAGUGAAUCAUCUGUGUCAAAAUACGGUAGAUGAGAUGUGACUUAGAAUCUGUGCCAAGCGUUAAGACCUGUGCACCCAGCUUCUGGGGCAGAGUAAAGAGGCAGGCUCAAAGACAUAGCUGUGUUUUAGACAUAAGAGUGUUUGGAAAAACACAGGUAACAAGUGAUGCUGGGAAGUCCAGUGAAAUGAAAGGAGAAUGACGAUGAAGAAUCUGGUGGCAGUAAUAACCGAGGAGCAAAUGAGCUGGAGGGCCUCAUCAGGAGGUCUGUCCAUUGAUGGAAGGACACCAUUCCUGGCCUUAAAAGGAGAGGCUCCUGUAUGACUGGGGAAGCAUUUGGGUAACUUGUACUAAAUCCACCACUGUAGCUUAUUCUUGACUGUAAUUAGAAGAGGAGGACUGUUUUCUGAAGCUGACCCCCUCCAAGAUGACCCCUCCAGAAAAAGUUCCUGUUCCUGCCCCUGCUACCACCAUGGUUUAGAACAAGAGACUCAAAAAAACACUUCUUUUGUUGAGUGACCUGUACAUUUUCUAGAAUGGAAUGAGGCUCCUUAUUUCUUUAUUUAGUAGCACAACUCUGAGAACACUUUUUCUUUGGACAAAAUUAAAAAAGGAAAAGGUCAAGUUACUCAUUAAUCUCUCUCUUAUCUACUCAAUGUCUCCAUUUACGCUAUAUUUCUUGUGCCCUACAUGGUAGCCAUCACAGAGGGCAAUAAACACUUCCAAUGACCUUGUAAUUUAUAUGGAUUGCUAGCAUCAUGAUUAUCAGUCUAUAAAUUCUGGGAAAUUCAAUUGUCGACCAUACUGUUAACUAAAUGAAGCCAUCCUGUUAUUUCAGUGUCCUUCCUUGACAAAGUACCAUAACGCUGAAGAACAUCUCGAAUAAAAUGUUGGGUUGGAAAGGAGCCAACUGAUUUCAACAGAAUAAGAUCUAAGCUUCAUAACGUCUUUGAAGUGACUUCACGGAGAUGCAGACAUGUGCACUUGAAGACGCUGCCACUUCCCCCUAGCAAAGCUCCUCCCUCUUGGUGUGCAUCACUGGGAAACCCCCAGCCUUCUGCCACGUGCUAAAAGCACACAGUAUCUACUCAGGGGAAAAGACUGCAUUUAAGAGUAGAAAAUAGCUUGGAUUACUUAAAGGAAUAAUAUGUUGCCUGGAAUUUCUGGUUUACAAGUUGGCUGUUUUUCCUUUUUAAAAUAUUUAUAAUUUGGAAUCGGCUCAUUAAGGAGAGCUUUAUGUAUGACUACUGCUCAUGUCUGUGUAAUUCUGUUUAAUAGUUGCUUUAAAGGUGAAUUCUGCUGCAUUUACUUUGACAGCAAUAUAAGGAGUGAGAGAGACAUGAACUCGAAUUUCAAUUUAAAAUCCUGAAAGUCAGGAAAAAAACCCAGCAUAAGCAAAAUCAACUGAUAAAGUACAAGAAAAAAAUGCGACUUACAUCACAAAGGGUCAUUGCUUUAUUAUUUAGAGAGUACUUAAAAAUUCAAAGACCAAACUUCUUUCCACCCCACAAAAAUGGGCAAAGAACAUACAGCUAGGUCACCAAGAAAAGAAGGGCAAGCAGGCAGUGUAAAGAUACACAGUAGGACUUCUAAUUAGCUGGAUCUUUAGCAAAUUUCUUUUAUUUCUUGGGAUUUUGAAGAAGUAUCUUUUAAAAGAGGACUAAAAAUGAAGUGGGAAUUGGUCUUUUUUAGAAUUAAAAUUUCUCAUCACAAGAAAAAAAAUCCCAUGUCCUUUAUUUUCCAGAAUGGAGUAGGUCAGUGGCAAUUUGAUGAAUAAGUAUGCAAUGCCUGUGACUUCUGUUUUGGAGACAGUCUUGCCCUGGGGCUGGAGUGCAGUGGCUCAGUCUGGGCUCACUGCAACCUCACCUGUGACUUUUUAAUUGCAAGAAAGCCAAAAUAUUUUUUUGAUUACAUCAGUUGUAAUGGGAAAUACGGCAUAUUACUGUAAGCAAAAUACUAUACUGCCUAACUUGUAUUAUUAAGCCCUGCUGCUGACCUUUGACCUUACAUUUUCAUCUGAAAAGCUGUGUGAUAGGAGUUAUUAAGAAAUUAUUUUAGGCAGAUAGAGAGAAAAAGGGGUCUUUGGAACCUUUUUGUUUCUUUUAAAGCAACUCCAGAAAUGUUUCUUGUCUAGCUGGAAAGCCCUGGCUCUUAAAACUGGGCCAGCAACCUUUAAUAUGCAAAUGUAAGCCUUUAGAAACUGGGCCACCCAACAUGGUGAUUCCCACUGCUGUCCAACAUGUGUCUGGCAACAUGGCUGCCCCCACAUAUCUCCGUGUGUGUAGAACAUCAUGGUGCCUUACAUUUGCUUAUUAAAAGGCUAGGGUGGGAAGGCGCGUUUUUCAUGGGCUAUGUGAAUGACAUGCCUAGUCAAACCAAUCACCUGAGCUCCAUUCAAAUCAGACACUGACACCGCCAGCCUUUACAUAUACCUGGCUGGUUUCGGUCUCACUUGGGGUCACCUCUCUUGGCUCUUGUGCCUCCUCCCUCUGUCUCUUUACAGGGGAGCUUCUUCCUUUUUUCUCCCUUCUUUCUUACCUAUUAAAUUCUCUGCGCCUUACAACCACUUCAUGUGUGUCUGUGUCGUGGAAAUAAAAAUCGUCUUCAUGAGACACAUUGCAGCUUCACAACUCUUCCAUUUUGCACCUUUCUACUGCUACUUCUGUGGAUGGGAAAGCUCGGGUUUUAACAGUUAAGAGUAAGAUGUCUUCUAUAGCCAAAUUUUAGUCUCAAUGUUGUCCCACUGGCAGGUAAAUGACCAUUCAAUUCCUAAAUCCCUUUAAGGUAUCUAUUCUGUCUCCCAUUAAGAUAGUACUUAAUUAGUGAGGGGAUUUUCUUAAUUUUUUUUUCACCCCUCAGCCCUGUCCAAGUUAGUGAGGGGAUUUUAAGUCCAGAAGUUAACCAAAACCAUUUUUCAAUGGGUAAAUGCUUUAGCACCUGCUAUAAUAGCAGGAUAUAGAGCUCAAUCUAACAUGACCCCUCCCUUAAAGGGGCCUUGCCCAAUUAGGUGAUUUUUCUUGAUAUCCAUUUAGGAAGGCACACAGGCCACAAAAGUCUAGGAGGUCAAAGGGAAAUAAAAGGCAGAGGACUAAGACAGCUUGGGGAUGGCGCAACUAAGGCCCAAAAGUUUAUUUCCUCUAGUGCCAUAGCUUGGAGGAUCACGUGUGUGGUCAUGGACGGUACAUUUAAAUGCGUGCCAGGAAUCCAGGAAUCCCAGAGAGAAUAUAGCUGGGGGGAUGCCCUCUACUAUUUUGUCUCCAUCUGGAUCACAUACCGAAAGGAAGGAGACUAAAAGGAUGCUUUUGUUCUCAUUUCUCUUUCUAGAUGGGUAACAGUCUUUUAACAUGCAGUCCCCUGGAGUGUAUUUUAAAGCACUGGGACUCCUUCAACCCUGAAACUUCAAAGAAAAAAUGGCUUAUUUUCUUUUGCACAAGGGAAUGGCCUUUUUAAUUCCCCCAAAUUAAAGAAACAAGUUCCAGGGGAACCAUCCAAGGGUCCCCCUUAUCUGGGGCCCCUUCAAGUUCCCUUCUCAUUGCAGAACCUUAGACAAGUAAAAGGAGUCUUAGGUUGAUUUUCUGACAACCCUGAGAGGUAUACAGAAGCUUAAAAUUUAACUCAGGUAUUUGACCUCUCAUAGAGGACUGUUGUGCUGCUCCUAAGCCAAACCCUAACUAUAGCUAAAACAGGCAGCUCUGCAAGGAGAAGAGAAUUUUGGAGAUGAACAAUAUGUCUCCUAUAGUAAGCCAAAAGGGGAACAAGAAAUAAGGAAGCCAAAGAAAUAGGGGAAACACCACUCCCAAUAGGAAGAGCUAAUAGCUCUUGACAACCCUAACUGGAACUCCUUUCUAAGGUGUUGUUUCUUCUUUUGCAGUUUAAAAUGGAUUCUAUCUCUUUUAUAAUGUUCUUCCAACCUGGGAAAGGUUUAUUUUCUACAUCUUAAAAUGCUUUGCUUAGAGUUGAGCUGAGGGAAGGAAACUCAGAAGCCUGAUAUGCUAACAAAAGGGUAAAAAUUUCUUACCAGUUGGGCUUUUGGCUUCUCUCUCCCUGUGCAAACCAGUAAAAGGGAUAAUAAGGAUCAUA
This is a messenger RNA of Callithrix jacchus (white-tufted-ear marmoset), 13223 nucleotides long. NCBI's taxonomy places the organism in Eukaryota, Metazoa, Chordata, Mammalia, Primates, Cebidae. The record is from RefSeq and is a predicted model, not a curated record.